Messenger RNA from Symbiodinium necroappetens, 1986 nucleotides. The record is from the annotation of a GenBank genome assembly. Lineage: Eukaryota; Dinophyceae; Suessiales; Symbiodiniaceae.
AUGAAGCGACCUGCAAAAGGUGGAAAAGAGCGACCUGCUAAGAAGCCUCGAACGCUGCCGCCCAUUGGACAGGUGGCUGAGGACAACUAUCAUGUCUUCAUUUCCCUACAAGAAUCUUCUGAGAGGGUUGGCAAGUUGUUCGAAGACAGACAUAGUGUUGUCUUCAUCCGCGGCGGCGUAGCCACCGGCAAGACAACAUUCGCGGAGCAUUUGGCAGGUCAGUUUCCCGACAAGUACGUCAUGGUGCCCUUCACUAACGCAGGGGAGGAGUCUGCUUGGCAGCUGGGGACUGUGGAAGCCAUCGAGAAGGCGACGAGCCAAACGAUCAACAAGGAUGACCUGGCCUUUCGGAAUGCCCUGAAGCUGGCGGCAAACAAGAACCUGACCUUGGUCUACGACGAGGCUCACACGCUGCAAGCUGCCCUUGACGUUACUGCCCGUUGUGACCAAGCUUUGGGUCUGGUUGAGAACCUGCGGAAGCGCCAACUCUGGCAAGCUGCUGAGUCCGUUGAGCACCUUGGGUUGCGCCUCUCGCCUGCGACCCUUGAGCCCCCUCACCUGCGUGCUGGAUGGGGCCCUGUCUUGGACUUAAUUGCCCUCCUGCCUCGUCUGCCUGGGGGUUUCGCCAUUCGGGCUAAUGCCGCUCGUGUCUUUAUCAAGCCCAUGUGGGAGUGGCCCCUUCCGCUGCUGCAGUCGCCGCCCUGGGAUGUCACACUUCGCAUUCAGCGUGCUUUGCUUUGCAGUUGCUCCACAUGGUGGUGUCGUGCGCGCGUUUUCGCCGAUCAUGUUGAUCUUCAACCUCAGUAUGGCAGUGCGGUUGCGGCCCUCACGCGUGCUGCUGCCCUCCCUUGCACUCCUCAGCUUUUGGCCUGUGUAGAAGUUCAUGCUGCGCAGCUUGGGCUUGAAGUGCAGGAACCCGUUCGCGGCUCUUACACUCUUCGGAUUCCUCAUGGCGACCGUCGCGUCCGCCAGCUCCUGUCGUCCGGGUUUCCUCCCAGAUGGGGCGGUGUCGUGGACGGGGGUACACCGGCCGGUCAGCAUGCGCUGCGCUUGCUUGCCCGCAAUAAGUGCCUCAGUCACGUCAACUUGAGUCGUCAAGACGCUGAAGGCCUUCUUGAUGCUGAUCUCACGCUUCCCUCUGAGAGGGUCUGGCGCGAUUGGGUCGCUUCCCUAUCUCGAGAUCACUGCCUUUUCCUCCGCAUCUUCCGUGGUGGUGCGGUGUCCUCCCCCGCGCGCCGGCAGAGCAUUCCUGGCGCUGACACGUCUUGUCCGUUCUGUGGCGGUGGUUCGCGCGACAACCGCGCUGCACUGCUAAAUCCGGGUGGGUCGUCUUCCGAGCUAGCCCCGAUCGGCGGCAAUCCCCAGCUCGGUCUCUCCGACCGUGAGGCUCUGUUGUGGUGUCGCCGCGGCGCCUACCUGGGGCUUUUUCCCCUGGCUUUUCUUGUCCGUGCAGCAGACCACCCACGGGAUCGAGGAGACGCUUCCACUGCAUCAAAGCAGAAUGUGGCUACACCCGUUGAAAUCAACCAGAAGUUCAUUUGGACACCACCCUUGAGCUGCACGAUCGACCUCAAGGAACAGCUGGAGGCAGCCGAUGUGCGGCUAGAUCAACAGAGCAUCGAGUUCUUUAUGCAAUUUUGCGGUGGACAUCGUGGAAUCUUCAUGGCAGCAAUGCAUUGGGUGAGCCUUCAACAGAAAGAGAAGAAGAAGAAGGAGAUCUGGGGCUUUACGGAGACAGUAAAACUUGUGCGCGAGAGCUAUGCCCAUGGAGAUUGGAACAAGGCUGACGGGAUUCUGAGCCAUGCAAAAAAAAGUCGUGCAAUCCAUGUCAAUGGUCGCUAUCAGUCCUUAGAUGCAAUCCCAGAAGAAUUUAUUCGCCUGCUUUGCAGUGGUUCUUGCAUGAUCAAGGAUGCAACCACCAGAAGAGAUUUGUCCAUUCAUGGCUUUAUUCUGCCGAAGCAUGAAGAAGACCACGAGCUCCUAGAG